CAUGGUAACCCCAGCUUCCCUAGCAACCAAACAGGUGCAAGCAGCAACCAGUCGCGCUCUCCGCUCCCGUUGCUCCCGGAAUGCCCCUUCGGGUUAGCGAUUACAGCUGGCAGCAGACGAAGACUGCGGUCUUUCUGUCUCUGCCCCUCAAAGGCGUGUGCGUCAGAGACACGGACGUGUUCUGCACGGAAGACUAUCUGAAGGUCAACUUUCCUCCAUUUUUAUUUGAGGCAUUUCUUUAUGCUCCCAUAGAUGAUGAGAGCAGCAAAGCAAAGAUUGGGAAUGACGCCAUUGUCUUCACCUUGUAUAAAAAAGAAGCGGCCAUGUGGGAGACCCUUUCUGUGACGGGUGUUGACAAAGAGAUGAUGCAAAGAAUUAGAGAAAAAUCUAUUUUACAAGCACAAGAGAGAGCAAAAGAAGCUACAGAAGCAAAAGCUGCAGCAAAGCGGGAAGAUCAAAAAUAUGCACUAAGUGUCAUGAUGAAGAUUGAAGAAGAAGAGAGGAAAAAAAUAGAAGAUAUGAAAGAAAAUGAACGGAUAAAAGCCACUAAAGAAUUGGAAGCCUGGAAAGAAUAUCAAAGAAAAGCCGAGGAGCAAAAAAAAAUUCAGAGAGAAGAGAAAUUAUGUCAAAAAGAAAAGCAAAUUAAAGAAGAAAGAAAAAAAUUAAAAUAUCAGAGUCUUACUAGAAAUUCGGCAUCUAGAAAUCUUGCUCCAAAAGGGAGAAAUUCAGAAAAUAUAUUUACUGAGAAGGUAAAGGAAGACAGUAUUCCUGCUCCUCGCUCUGUUGGCAGUAUUAAAAUCAACUUUACCCCUCGAGUAUUCCCAACGGCUCUUCGUGAAUCACAAGUAGCAGAAGAGGAGGAGUGGCUACACAAACAAGCUGAGGCGCGAAGAGCAAUGAAUACUGACAUAGCUGAACUUUGCGAUUUAAAAGAAGAAGAAAAGAACCCAGAAUGGUUGAAGGAUAAAGGAAACAAAUUGUUUGCAACAGAAAACUAUUUGGCAGCUAUCAAUGCAUAUAAUUUAGCCAUAAGACUAAAUAAUAAGAUGCCACUAUUGUAUUUGAACCGGGCUGCUUGCCACCUAAAACUAAAAAACUUACACAAGGCUAUUGAAGAUUCUUCUAAGGCACUGGAAUUAUUGAUGCCACCUGUUACAGACAAUGCUAAUGCGAGAAUGAAGGCACAUGUACGACGUGGAACAGCGUUCUGUCAACUAGAAUUGUAUGUAGAAGGAAUUCUGUUCUCUUGAGGGCAUUGAAUGUCAGGCCUCUGAGCCCAAGCUAAGCCAUCAUAUCCCCAGUGACCUGCAUGUAUACAUCCAGAUGGCCUGAAGCAAGUGAAGAAUCACAAAAGAAGUGAAAAUGGCCGGUUCCUGCCUUAACUGAUGACAUUACCUUGUGAAAUUCCUUCUCCUGGCUCAGAACCUCCCCCACUGAGCACCUUGUGACCCCUGCCCCUGCCCGCCAGAGAAUAACCCCCUUUGACUGUAAUUUUCCAUUACCUACCCAAAUCCUAUAAAACAGCCCCACCCCUAUCUCCCUUCGCUGACUCUCUUUUCGGACUCAGCCCUCCUGCGCUCGGGUGAUGAAAAAGCUUUAUUGCUCACACAAAGCCUGUUUGGUGGCCUCUUCCCUUGACAUUGAAGACUACCGUUAAAAUCACAUACACCUGUACACAGAGCAAACUUGUGAAAAAUAUGCAUAAGGUAGCUUUUUAAACAUUCUGUACUAGAACUAUGAGAAUUUAUUUAAAAAUCUGUAAAUCAUAGGGAAAAAUCUGUAUAAGUCAUAGUUAGAAGAGGAGGUACAGCUUGAUUUUAGAGUGAGAAAUGAACAAGAUAAACAUCCAGGGUUAGCCUGGGUAUGUGGGCAGCCAUUAAACAAGUAAUUACAUAGCUAACUGAAUAAUUACAAUUGCGAUAACUGCUAUGAAGAAAAAAAUACAAGAUAUUAAUGAGGACAGAAUGAGGGUUCUAAUCUAGUGUUGGGGGUUAGGGAAAGCCAUUCCACUGAAGUACCAUUCAAUCUAAGACUGACUAUAAGGCAAAGAAGUAAAAGAUAGAGGCGGGGACAAAGUAUGGCAAAAGUCAAGUAAAUUAGGGUGAAAAUGUCAUGAGAUCAGAAUAGACAGCUAGGUGUCAGAUCUCUUAGGGUUUUGUUGACCGUGUUUAAAAUCUGAAUCUUUAUUGUAAAAGCAAUGGAAAGUUAUUGAAGGGUUUUAAGGAGAGGUGUGACAUGAUGUAAUAAAAUUCUAGUAAAAUUACUUUGGCUGUUGUUAGGGCCUGUGUGAAUGUGGUGAAGAGCUGCAGUAGUCCACCUGAGUAAUGAUGACAA
Symphalangus syndactylus (siamang) is the source of this 2334-nucleotide messenger RNA. RefSeq names its product dynein axonemal assembly factor 4 (gene DNAAF4). Gene Ontology annotation, biological process: determination of left/right symmetry; epithelial cilium movement involved in extracellular fluid movement; inner dynein arm assembly. Gene Ontology annotation, molecular function: nuclear estrogen receptor binding. NCBI's taxonomy places the organism in Eukaryota, Metazoa, Chordata, Mammalia, Primates, Hylobatidae. The record is from RefSeq and is a predicted model, not a curated record.